GGCCGUUGCCUGGGGGAUGAGCUCGGAGAAGGGGAACGUGUCGCGCACGCGGCCCCAGCGCUACCAGAACACGCGCGCCUUCAAGAACGACAAGUACGACACCAGCGCCCGGCGCAAGAAAAUAAAUGCUAAGCUUCAUGAUGGAGUGUGUCAGCAUUGCAAAGGUAUCUUGGAGUGGCGGGUAAAAUUCAGCAAGUACAAACUACUAUCAAAACCUAAAAAAUGUGUGAAGUGCCUCCAGAAGACUGUAAAAGAUCCUUACCAUAUUAUUUGUCGACCAUGUGCUGGUAAACUAGAAGUUUGUGCUAAAUGUGGAAAAGAAGAAGAAAUAGUAAUUCCGAUUGAUAAAGGACAAGACAGAACUGAGAAUGUGACUACUAAAAAUGGCCAAGAGAACAGUGGCUUGGAGGAUGAGCUGGAUUUUGAUACAAACUUCAGUAGUACAGAUAGUGAUGAAGGUUCUGAUGUGCUUGAAGAACGAUUUAAAAGUAUGAAUUUUGAAAGGGCAGAGAUCUAAAAGGUUGAGUUUAUAUGAAAGACUAUAUGCAAUCAAAAGUGGUAAACCAAUGUUUGCCUUAAACUGCUGUGAAAACCUGAUUUGACAUCUAAGGUCUUUGCAUAUAAAUGUUGGCACUGUAUUAUAAUGGUUGUUGGGGGGUUUGUAUAAAUAAAUAUUUUUUGUCUUAAGAGCAUAAUUUCAUGUGAAAAGAUUCAGAAAUUGAACCUUCAGGCAUAGUUACUUAUUGCGUGUAUGUAACAACUUCCUGUUUCUCUGGAAUAAAGCUUCUUUGUGUAGUUGUUCUAAAUUCAA
Molecule: messenger RNA, 811 nt
Organism: Gavia stellata (red-throated loon)
Lineage: Eukaryota; Metazoa; Chordata; Aves; Gaviiformes; Gaviidae
Gene: CZH9orf85
Product: chromosome Z C9orf85 homolog
Exons: 4
Coding region: 17-517 (166 amino acids)
Source: RefSeq, a predicted model, not a curated record